ACGCUCUAGUCGCGGCUCUCUCGAAUUAUAAAAAGAGUACUGCGUGAAAUACCGUCAAUAGUGCCAAGGAUGGGGAAGAAAGAGUUGCAAUUGUUUGUGCCGCCGAGCGCGGAGAAGCUGCAGUGAUGCAAUUGCAGCUCAUUAUCCGCGCUCUGCAUGCAACGCCAGAAUUUUAACGAUCUGCAAUUUGCGAACUCUCACUCGCGGUGGUGUCUUGAAUUUUUCGCAGCACCAUGAAGACCCUUCACUUGGCUCUGUUCGCCCUCCUGGCUCUCGCCUCUCAGGUCAGCGCCCAACGGGUGGCGCUUGGACGAUGCCCUAAAGUCAAAAUCAUGCCAAAUUUCCAACCUGCACUUUAUUUAGGUGACUGGUACGAGUACAAAAAAUACUUCGCAAUCUUCCAAUUGGGCGGAACUUGCACAAUUGCCAAAUACACUGAUAAGGGCAAUGGAGUGAUCGGCGUCAUCAACAGACAGUUCAGCUCACUGUUAUCGCGGUACAACACAAUUAUGGGCACGGCCGUUUUGAAAGGCGAGCAUGGAGAGGCCAAACUUGGAGUCAGAUUCCCGUCAGCAGGUGGUUUUGAAUCUCCUUACUGGAUUUUGGACACUGAUUACGUCUCAUACUCCGUCGUCUUCACUUGCAACGACUUUGGAUUUUUCAAUUACCAAUUUUCGUGGGUAUUGACGAGAGAGCGUUUCCCCUCCGAGGGAACAAUCAGAGCUGCGGAUUAUGUGUUGAAGGCGAACGGCGUCGAUCUGCAACCGUUCAGCAAGACCGACCACAAGGACUGUCCCUGACCAUUGCUUUUUCAUGCUGCACCCACAAUGACACGCAGCCCAUCAUUUGUUGAUUCAUGCUUUCAUUUUUUCACAUCACCAUUCAAUGAUUUAUUGUGAGCAACUUUUUACAUUUUGAAAAAUCGUGGUUUUAUCAUUGCUAAUAUUUAAUCCAUCAUCAAAGCCAAACAAAUAAAAAUAAUUUUCGUG
Messenger RNA from Neocloeon triangulifer, 989 nucleotides. Its product is annotated as apolipoprotein D-like. The record is from RefSeq and is a predicted model, not a curated record. Gene Ontology annotation, biological process: brain development; lipid transport; tissue regeneration. Bases 234 to 800 code for a protein of 188 amino acids. The transcript is spliced from 6 exons. Lineage: Eukaryota; Metazoa; Arthropoda; Insecta; Ephemeroptera; Baetidae. Gene Ontology annotation, molecular function: lipid binding.